AGUACUACAAAAAAAAAAUAGGGUUUAAAGCAUUUGCCAUGAAAGAUGAUCAUUCAUCGGGAGCGCAGUCAAAAAAGAAGAAAGAAAAAUAAACAUUUGGAGCAGCAGGUCUCACAAGCUUCAAACUCGGUAAGAGAAUACUCAGACCCAAUCCCAGUUGAUCUUCUUAUUGACAUAUUCUCUAGCGUCUAUGCAAAGUCUAUAGCUAGGUUUCGUUGCGUGUCCAAAUCAUGGGAAUCCAUACUUCGUCGUCCUGUCACAGAGCUGUUCCUGACCAAGUGAUCUGUAGCUCGUCCACGGCUUUUGUUUGCCUUAGAAAUUGAUAAAGAGUUAUAUGUCUUCUCUUCGCCUCAACCUCAAGGUCCAAAUGAUGAGAUAUCUUCUCUUGUAGCCACCCCUUAUAAGUGUUUCCCCAAAUACUUUCCAACUGGUCAAUGUACCGAGCUCUGCGGAUUGGUCUUCCUUCGAAGAAGAAAAGCGCGGGUGAUUUGUAACCCCGUCACUGGAGAGUCCAUAGCUUUACCCAGAGUGAAAGCGACGGGUGUUGGAGAUAGCUAUUUCGGCUUUGAUCCGAUCAGCAAACAGUUCAAAGUGUUGUGUAUGACAUGGUCACGUUAUGGAACACCCAACACUCAUCGGAUUUUGACAUUGGAGAACUGGAAAAAAACGUACUGUAUAUGGAGGACGAUCCCAGACCCAGUACUUCCCCAUUAUUCUAUGUAUGAUGGAAUCUGCAUCAAUGGUGUUUUGUAUUGCAUAGCUUAUUUUCGAGGUGACGUUUCUAAGUGUAUGGCUUGCUUGGAUUUUGGGCUUGAGAAAUUCAGCUUUAUUAAAUUACCUGAAGGCAUGAACUACUCUACUCAGGAGCUAACUUUGUUCAACUACAAAGGUAAAUUAGGUGUACAUCAGUAUAUUGAUCGGUUCCACAACGAUAGAUCUGGGUUGUGGGUUCUAGAAGAUGCUGGAGAACAUAAAUGGUCCAACCCUAUAUGCAUACUGCCAUACACAGUCUACCCUGGUAACAGUUUUGUCGGAAUGACGGCUGCCGGAGAGAUUGUGUUUUCGUCGACGUCAAAGCCUUUCUACAUUUUCUUCUACAAUAUCGAGAAGAAGACUUAUACAAGAAUCCAUAUUCAGGGAUUUGAAGAGUUGCUAAUUACGCCUUAUAUUGGAAAUUUCGUUCGCAUCUUUUUAGACUUUGUAGAGGAUAUGAAGUUAGUCUAA
Messenger RNA from Camelina sativa (false flax), 1224 nucleotides. The record is from RefSeq and is a predicted model, not a curated record. Lineage: Eukaryota; Viridiplantae; Streptophyta; Magnoliopsida; Brassicales; Brassicaceae.